CAUGGGCUCCAGAGACAUUCACGCUCGUUCCAUUCCUCUCUUUCUCUUUCUCUUUCCCUAUUGGAGAUUUGUUUCUUCUUCCUACUUUGUUUUGUAUCAUUCAGCUUCUCAUGUUUUGUAUUUGUUUGGCAUAUCUGGAUUCUAGUGAUAUUUGUGCUGAUUUUCACGUUUUCAAUCCGUAGUAGAUGAUGAUGAUUUGAAAUAUUGUGGUGUGAGGGAGAGUGUCAAUAUGGAUUCUGCAAAGGGUUGGUUUCAGAAGCGGCAAAUGCGUGGAGGAUCGAGAUAUAAAGGUGGUUCCGGUGGUGGUGGUGGAGGUAGUAAUGGCUCUGCCGAUGAGCAACCAAACGUGGAAACUGAUGAAGAAGCUGUCUCUAACACUACCAAGCAGAAAGUUGCAGCUGCUAAACAGUACAUUGAGAAUCAUUACAAAGAGCAGAUGAAGAUUCUUCAAGAGAGGAAAGAAAGGCGAAGCCUGCUAGAGCAGAAGCUGGCAGAUGCUGAUGUUUGUGAAGAAGAUCAAAACAAUCUUCUCAAGUUUCUGGAGAAGAAGGAGACAGAGUACAUGCGCCUUCAGCGCCAUAAGCUAGGCGUUGCUGAUUUUGAUUUGCUUACCAUGAUUGGGAAAGGUGCUUUUGGGGAGGUUAGAAUUUGUAAAGAAAAGACGACAGGUCAAGUUUAUGCAAUGAAAAAGCUCAAGAAGGCCGAGAUGCUUCGUAGAGGCCAGGUCGAACAUGUGAGAGCAGAGAGGAACCUACUUGCGGAAGUGGACAGUAACUACAUUGUUAAGCUUUAUUGUUCAUUUCAAGAUGAUGACCACCUUUACCUUGUGAUGGAGUAUCUUCCUGGUGGAGACAUGAUGACACUGCUGAUGCGCAAAGAUACUUUGACAGAAGAGGAAGCCAAGUUCUAUGUCGCUGAGACAGUUCUUGCUGUCGAGUCCAUCCACAGGCACAAUUACAUCCACAGGGAUAUAAAGCCGGACAACUUGCUUCUUGACAGAUAUGGGCAUCUCAGACUGUCGGAUUUCGGAUUGUGUAAACCGUUGGACUGCAGUGCCAUUGGAGAAAACGAAUUUUCAAACAAUCCGAAUAAUGGAUCUACUACGGAGCAAGAGGGCGGAUCAGGUGCUCCAAAAAGAACACAGCAGGAACAGCUUGAACAUUGGCAGAAGAACAGGAGAAAGCUAGCUUAUUCGACAGUUGGAACACCAGAUUACAUAGCUCCAGAAGUUCUGUUGAAGAAAGGCUACGGAAUGGAGUGUGACUGGUGGUCUCUUGGAGCUAUCAUGUAUGAAAUGCUAGUAGGGUAUCCUCCUUUCUAUGCAGAUGAUCCUAUGUCAACCUGUAGAAAGAUAGUAAACUGGAAAAGUCAUUUGAAGUUUCCAGAGGAAGCAGUCUUGUCAAGGGAAGCAAAAGAUCUGAUCAACAGUCUUUUGUGCAGUGUCAGACGCAGGCUUGGUUCCAAAGGUGCUGAUGAAAUCAAGGCUCAUCCAUGGUUUGAAACUGUUGAUUGGGAUACAAUAUUCGAUAUGGAUGCAGCGUUUGUUCCCGAGGUCAAUGACGAUUUAGACACUCAGAAUUUUGAAAAGUUUGACGAGUCAGAAUCACAAACUGAGACAUCAUCCAAGUCUGGCCCAUGGAGGAAGAUGCUGUCGUCAAAGGACAUAAACUUUGUAGGGUACACGUACAAGAACUUUGAGAUCGUUAAUGAUUACCAAGUUCCUGGAAUGGCGGAGUUAAAGAAGAAGAAUAAGUCGAAGCGACCACCAAUGGUCAAAUCACUCUUCGAUGGUGGAUCAUCAGAGACAUCGGAUUCGCCGGAAGCAACGACGAGAUCGGCUGGUGAUCGACCUCCGCCUAUUCCUCCGGUGGUUCAGGGAAGCUUUUUGAAGCUUCUGCCACCAGAACUUGAAGUCAGGCCUAAGCAGGAAGAAUCUGAAGCUUGCUAAAACAGUAACCAACAAGGUUUAAUUAACUUGUCUUGUUUGGAGUUGAGUUGUGUCCGACCACUCCUGCUUUCAAGACCAACAAAGUCUCAUCUUUGUUGACAUGCAAAUAUACUUUUUUAAAAAUUUGUUUCAUUUUUACAUAAUUGUAGUUUUCUUCAAAGAAAAACCAAGCUGGUUUUGAAUGUGUGUAUAAAACUAUGGAUGCUUGCUUAUAUUUUGUAUAUAUAUAUUGGAUAUUAUUA
Molecule: messenger RNA, 2190 nt
Organism: Brassica napus (rape)
Lineage: Eukaryota; Viridiplantae; Streptophyta; Magnoliopsida; Brassicales; Brassicaceae
Product: serine/threonine-protein kinase tricornered
Exons: 13
Coding region: 230-1948 (572 amino acids)
Biological process (GO): peptidyl-serine phosphorylation; intracellular signal transduction
Molecular function (GO): ATP binding; protein serine/threonine kinase activity
Source: RefSeq, a predicted model, not a curated record